This is a messenger RNA of Manacus vitellinus (golden-collared manakin), 3351 nucleotides long. RefSeq names its product DENN domain containing 4B (gene DENND4B). Gene Ontology annotation, biological process: regulation of Rab protein signal transduction. Bases 1 to 3351 code for a protein of 1116 amino acids. Gene Ontology annotation, molecular function: protein binding. Gene Ontology annotation, cellular component: cytoplasmic vesicle. The record is from RefSeq and is a predicted model, not a curated record. The transcript has 24 exons. NCBI's taxonomy places the organism in Eukaryota, Metazoa, Chordata, Aves, Passeriformes, Pipridae.
AUGGACGAGGUGCCUGCUGGAAAAUCCCGCUGGAAAAUCCCUCGGGAUCCACAGAGCCCAGAUCCCACCCCGGGGGGCUCACCCCCCACUCCGGGCCCGUCCCCUCUGGACUCCACGCGGAGCACGCGGCACCACGGGCUGGUGGAGCGGGUGCAGCGGGACCCCCGCCGGAUGGUGUCCCCCCUGCGCCGCUACGUCCGCCAGAUCGACAGCUCCCCCUACGGACCCACCUACUUGUCACCUCCGCCUGAGCCCAGCUGGAGGAGGACCAUGCCCUGGAGCAACUUCCCGAUGGAAAAAGGACAUUUAUUCCGGCUGCCCUCAGCUCUCAACAGGACAAAUUCUGACUCUGCCCUGCACACGAGUGUGAUGAACCCCCCUCCCCAGGACUCCUACCUGGGCCCCUCCCAGGCUGCCCCCCCACCUGGCCGACGCACAGGUUUCCUGGACGGGGACUCGGACAGCAAAGUGUUUCUUUUCCAAGUGCCUCCCAUCGAAGAGAACUUUGAUGACAACAAGCACUCGCUGAAGCCCGAGGCCCCAUUCCCCCCCCUGAGUGGGGGCAGCAGCACCUCCAACCUGGCCACCACCAUGACCCACCUGGGCAUCAGCGGCACCGGCACGGGGGGGCUGGGCUACGACCCCCCAGGACUCCCCUCACCUCUGCAGAGCUCCCUGAGUAACCCGUCCCUGCAGUCCUCCCUGAGCAACCCCAACCUGCAGGCCUCCCUGCAGGCCUCCCUGCGCGGCCCCUCCCUCCAGGCCUCCCUCAGCAACCCCUCUCUCCAGUCCUCCCACAGCAGCUCCUCCAUUCCCUCCUCGCUGUCCAACCAGUCCCUGCCCUCGUCCCUGUCCUCCUCGCUGUCCAACCCGUCCCUGCCCACGUCCCCCCGGAGCCAGCCCCUCCAAUCCUCGCCCAGCAACCCCAGCCUGCCCUCGGGGCUGGGGGGCUCCUUUGGGACCACGUCUCCCCGGCGCCGGGUCCCGCUCAGCCCCCUGUCCCUGCCCGUGGCUGGUGACUCCAGACGGCAGCACCCCAAACAGUUCUCACCAACAAUGUCACCCACAUUGUCCUCCAUCACCCAGGUAUGCAUGGCUCCAUCGCCGCGCCUUCUCCUCAUCCUCUUCAUCCUCCUCCUCCUCACCCCCCUCUUCCUCCUUCUCCUCGUCCUCCUUGUCUUCCUCCUCCUCCUCCUCCUCCUCUUCUUCCUCAGCCCACUCUUUCUCAGUCCCCUUGUCCUCCUCUUCCUUGUCCCCUUCUUCAUUGCCCUCAUCGUACUCUUCCUCAUCCCCCACCUCAUCCUCCUGGUGCACUACGAGGGCAAGGACCGGCCCAAGCCGGGCUACCAGAUCCUGGACACAACCCCCUACAGCCGCUCUGCCAACCUGGCCUCGGGCUCCCCGGGCCACCAGCGCACGUUCCUGACGUUCCGGCGCGCGGCUGAGCCCCCCGGGCACCACAGCCUGGGCGUCACCGACAUCUGCCUCGUCAUGCCCAGCAAAGGGGAGACCACCCCCCACACCUUCUGCCGUGUUGACAGGAACCUUAACACCAGCAUGUGGGGCCCCGCCCUGUUCCUGUGCUACAAGAUCGCCGUGGCCAAGGGCAACACACUGGUCUACGAGGCAGGGCUGUUGGGCCGGUACCCCGAGCAGGACAGCGAGCAGUUCCCACUGCCCGAGUCAGUGCCUGUGUUCUGCCUGCCCAUGGGGGCCACCAUCGAGAGCUGGCCCGUGGGCACCAAGUACCCCCUGCCUGUCUUCUCCACCUUUGUCCUCACCGGCGCCUCGGGGGACAAGGCACGAGGGGCUCAGGGGAUGUCCCCCUAUGACAGCCUCCUACUGUGCCGGCCCGUGUCAUCCCCGCUGCCGCUCAGUGGGGCCAGUUUCCUGACGCUGCUACAGAACCUGGGCCCCGACAACGCCGUGGCCCUGCUGGUGGCCGUGCUCACCGAGCAGAAGCUGCUUAUCCACUCGCUGCGCCCCGACGUGCUGACCAGCGUGGGAGAGGCCCUGGUGGCGAUGAUCUUCCCCCUGCGCUGGCAGUGCCCCUACAUCCCGCUGUGCCCGCUGGCGCUGGCUGACGUGCUGUGUGCCCCCGUGCCCUUCAUUGUAGGCAUCCACUCCAGCUACUUCGACCUCUACGAGCCCCCCCGUGACGUCAUCUUCGUCGACCUGGACACCAACACCAUCUUCCAGAGCGAGGAGCGGAAGCUGCUGCCACCCCGUGCGCUGCCCCGCCGGCCCUGCAAGGUGCUGCUGGCCACCCUGCACAGCCUGGCCCAGCAGCUAGACGAGCUGCUGAGCGCCCCGGACGAGGCGCCCCCAGAGCUGGUGCUGAGCGCGGCGGAGGGUGUGGGGGCACGGCGGGCGCAGCUGGAGCUGGAGGCAAGGGCGGCGUUCCUGCGCUUCAUGGCCUGUGCCCUGCGCGGGUACCGCUCCUUCCUGCGCCCCAUCGCCCCCGCACCCGCACCCGCCGAGCGCGACGCCGGCAGCCUCUUCGCCCUGCAGGGGUUCCUGCGCUCCCGGGACCGGCAGUACCAGCGGUUCUAUGGGCAGCUGCUGAAGACGCAGCUCUUCACCCAAUUCAUCGAGGACUGUUCCUUCGCCAGCGACCGUGAGCCCUGUCUCGAGUUCUUUGACACCUGCGUCGACAAGGUGCAGGCAGACCUGGAGAAGCCGGAGGACACCCCCCUGAUGGAGCUGGAUGACCCCCGGGGUGGGGAGCACACGGUGUUCAUCACGCCCCCAGAGCAGCCGGCGGGGCCAGAUGGGGCCGAGCCCCCGGCACGGUACAGGUACGACGGGUUCCCCACCCUGUGCCCGGAGCUGCUGGAGCCUCCCCGGGACCCACUGGUGGCUCAACUGUGCCAGGCCCGGAGCAGCGCCCCGAGCAGCCCCGCCCCUCGCAGGACCAAACAGGAGAUGAAAGUGGCGCAGCGGGUGGCUCAAAAGUCGUCGGCGGUGCCGGAGCUGUGGGCGCGGUGCCUGCUGGGCCACUGCUAUGGCCUCUGGUUCCUGUACCUGCCCACCCACGUGCGUGCCGCCCCCGCCAAGCUCGGCGCCCUCCAGCUCGCCUACGACGUCCUGCGCCAGAUGGAGCAGCACAAGGUGGUGCUGCCCGACGAGGUGUGUUACCGCAUCCUGAUGCAGCUGUGUGGGCAGUACGGGGAGCCCGUGCUGUCCGUGCGCGUCCUGCUCGAGAUGAAACGUGCUGGCAUCGUCCCCAACACCGUCACCUAUGGCUACUACAACAAGGGAGCCGAGCGGAAGCGGCAGCGGGAGAGGGAUCGGGAAUGGGAUCGGGAUUGGGAUUGGGAUCAGGAUCGGGGGGGUGCGCUCUUCCCGUAG